Alternaria alternata is the source of this 2853-nucleotide messenger RNA. RefSeq lists its product as hypothetical. Gene Ontology annotation, molecular function: transmembrane transporter activity; adenylosuccinate synthase activity; GTP binding. Gene Ontology annotation, cellular component: cytoplasm. The record is from RefSeq and is a predicted model, not a curated record. Gene Ontology annotation, biological process: IMP metabolic process; 'de novo' AMP biosynthetic process; transmembrane transport. The transcript has 12 exons. Lineage: Eukaryota; Fungi; Ascomycota; Dothideomycetes; Pleosporales; Pleosporaceae. Bases 1 to 2853 code for a protein of 950 amino acids.
AUGGCACAAAUGGGACUGGCAUCGAUGGGGACACGUCUGAAUCGCACCCCUGCUGAGAUGGAGAAGGGAGAUAAUGUUCUUUUUGAAGAGGCCAACGGAAGCGACCGGUCUACUGAUGGCGAGUUUACCUGGACGCCCGAGGAAGAGAAGAAGGUCCGACGCAAACUGGAUCGAGUGAUCGUGCCGCUCACUACCUUUCUAUAUCUGCUAUGCUUUCUUGAUCGUGUAAACGUUGGAAAUGCACGCAUUCAGGGUAUGGCCGAGGACUUGAACCUCGUGGGUGUCCGCUUCAACUGGGUGACUUCGAUAUUCUACAUUGUUUACAUGUUUGUCGAAGUACCCAGCAACAUUCUUCUGAAGAAACUCGGCCCAAAGUACUAUUUGCCGCUUCUUGUGUGCGGAUUUGGCUUGGUAUCACUCUGCAGCGCUUUUGUGCAUAACUUUGGAGGAUUGCUAGUUGCAAGAGCUUUUCUAGGGGUCUUUGAAGGCGGUGUAAUGCCUGGACUUGCAUUCUUCAUCACAUGCUUUUACAAGCGCAACGAGCUCCUGUUCCGCAUCGGUAUUUACGUUUCUGCAGCCUCCAUGGCUGGAGCUUUUGGUGGACUACUCGCCACUGUUCUUGCUCGCAUUCCGCCAUGGGGAGCUUCGGGCAUGAUCAUCCAUACCUGGCGUAAUAUCUUUUUCUUCGAAGGACUUUUUACCGUACUCGUCGGCCUUGGAGCGCCCUUCCUCAUGCCUCGCAGCCCACAAGAAUGCUGGUUCUUAAACGAGCGCGAGCGGAUGAUCGCUACCCAGCGACUUGUGCUAAAGAGUGGAGCCGAUGAAAAUGAGAAGACGGAAGUCCACCAUGUGAAGAGGGCUGUGAUGAACAUCACAAACUACUUCUGCGCCUUUGGCUUCUUCUUUAUCAACAUCACCGUGCAGGGUAUCUCUCUAUUCAUGCCCACUAUUCUCAGGGAUCUUGGUUGGACGGCCACGAAGUCUCAACUUUAUUCAGUACCUCCCUAUGUAUGCGCGUGCCUGAUUGCCAUUGCAGUGGCCUUCGUCUCGGACAAGACCAACCGCCGUGGUAUCUACCUCGCCAUUUUUACGCUCCCAGCUAUUGCGGGCUUCUCUAUUAUGCGAUGGGCUACCGACCCGAACGUCAGAUACGGUGGUAUUUUCCUUAUCACUAUUGGCGCGUUUCCAGGUGGUCCUGGUUUCCUCGCGUGGGCGGCAAACAAUGCAGCAGGUCCUGCUGUCCGCUCAGUCUCGACUGCUUACGUGGUCACGCUUGGUACCGCUGGAGGUAUUCUUGCGACCUGGACGUAUACCAGUCAGGAUGCACCAAGGUAUCCGACAGGUCAUACUAUCAACUUGGCUGGUCAGAUCUGCGUGUGCCUUCUCGCCACUUUCGGAAUCUUUUAUUGCAAGUGGGAGAACAAGCAACGCGACCUGGGCAAGCGAGACCACCGUCUGGUUGGCAAAACCGCUGCUCAGAUCAAGGACCUCGGAUACAGACACCCUGAAUCCGCUUCUCCAUGGGCAAUUGAAAACCCACCCGCCGCCCCGUCCAUUCCCUUUUCUUCGUUCCUCGUUCUCACGAUGACAACUACCGUUGUGCUCGGGGCCCAAUGGGGCGACGAAGGCAAGGGCAAGCUCGCCGACAUACUCGCUCACGAAUCGCAAAUCUGCUGCCGCGCCCAAGGCGGUAACAACGCCGGACACACCAUCGUCGCGAACGGCGUGACGUACGAUUUCCAUAUCCUCCCCAGUGGUCUUGUAAACCCCGGCUGCAUCAACGUCAUCGGAAGUGGCUGCGUCGUCCACGUGCCGAGCUUCUUCAAGGAAUUGGAGGCGCUGGAGAAACAUGGCUUGAACACUGAAGGAAGGAUAUUCAUCUCGGACAGAGCACAUGUCGUCUUCGACGUCCACCAGAAGGUGGAUGGUCUGGAAGAAGUGGAACUGGGUGGUGGCAUGAUUGGCACAACCAAGAAGGGUAUUGGCCCAACCUACAGCACCAAGAUGACCAGGAGCGGUCUCCGCAUGUGCGAUCUGUUCGACGAGCAGAUCUUCGAGACGAAGCUCAGGAGGUUAGCCUCGGGAUUCCAGAAGCGAUACGGUGAUCUGCUCAAGUACGACGUGGAUGCGGAGAUUGCGCAGUACAAGACUCUGCGCGAGAAGCUUGCUCCCUAUGUCGUCGACCAGAUCCCACUCCUCGCAUCGGCCAAGGAGAAGAACGCUAAGAUUCUAGUAGAAGGUGCGAACGCGCUGAUGCUAGACAUUGACUACGGAACAUACCCCUUCGUCACAUCAUCGAACACAGGUAUUGGAGGUGUCAUCACAGGUCUCAACUUGGGCUGGCGGUCACUGAAGGAGGUCAUCGGUGUAGUGAAGGCCUACACCACACGUGUCGGAUCCGGACCCUUCCCUACUGAGCAGCUGAACGAGCUGGGCGAGAAGCUCCAAUCGGUAGGCCACGAAGUUGGCGUCACAACCGGUCGCAAGCGCCGCUGCGGCUGGCUCGACCUUGUUGUCGUCAAGCACUCGCACGCCUGCAACGACUACACCGCCAUCAACCUCACCAAGCUCGACGUCCUCGACGAUUUUGACGAACUCAAAGUUGCGACAUCCUACUCGUACAACGGUGAAGUGCUCGAAGGUUUCCCUGCGAACAUCGAGAUACUUGGCCAAGUUGAAGUACAGUACGACACGCUGCCUGGCUGGAAAAAGCCUACAACUGGUGUAACGAGCUACUACGACCUGCCCGUCCAGGCGAGGAACUACAUCGAGUACAUUGAGAAGUUUGUCGGAGUGAAGGUCAAGUGGAUUGGCGUUGGCCCUGCACGAGACCAUAUGAUCAGUCGAUCAUAG